Messenger RNA from Scaptodrosophila lebanonensis, 672 nucleotides. RefSeq lists its product as uncharacterized. Lineage: Eukaryota; Metazoa; Arthropoda; Insecta; Diptera; Drosophilidae. Bases 103 to 552 code for a protein of 149 amino acids. Gene Ontology annotation, biological process: positive regulation of voltage-gated potassium channel activity; regulation of synaptic transmission, cholinergic; sleep. The transcript is spliced from 3 exons. The record is from RefSeq and is a predicted model, not a curated record.
ACGAGGCAACGGUUCUACUUACGUACCAUGUGUUGAUUCGCACGGUAAUCGCUCGACAAACCCCGCACCGCCUCAGCUCUUCAGCCUCUUCCCCCUCCCCAUAUGAGAAUGCGCGUGCCUAUCUCGCUGUGGCUGCUGGCCACGUUCGCCACUGCAGCCUUUGCCAUUUCAUGCUACGAAUGCGACUCGAUCAAUGACAAAUAUUGCGGCGAAACCUUCAUUCCCGACGACAUCGCGCAAACCGAUUGCGAUGCCCUGCAGGUGCCCGAACGCCUUCAACUCUACUAUCCCCAGCGACCCGCCACCGCCUGCCUGACGAAGUUCUACGAUGGCCUGCCGGGCGAAAAGUAUUUCAUUCGUCGUUCCUGCUACUUCGGCAAUAUAGCUGAUUCAUUGUUUACGUGUGACGAGCAUCCGGAUCCGUUGGUGCCGUAUCUUAAGUUCUUCGGCUGCUUCGCCUGCGACGAUGAUCUGUGCAAUGCCAGCGCUCGCGGCAUUAUAUCGUGGACUACAGUCCUAGCUGGCCUACUGCUUUGGCUUUGGAUGCACUGAGUUGGUAAUGAAGAAAUGAUUUAAAAAUAGUUUAAACAAUUGUAAUUAACCAACAACAAAUAACUGAAUGGUGAAAAGUAUGCAUUAAACGAUACAAUAUGUGUAUGUUCCUAAACCAAA